This is a messenger RNA of Topomyia yanbarensis, 1406 nucleotides long. RefSeq lists its product as uncharacterized. The transcript has 2 exons. The coding region runs from base 81 to 1262 and encodes 393 amino acids. The record is from RefSeq and is a predicted model, not a curated record. Gene Ontology annotation, molecular function: zinc ion binding. NCBI's taxonomy places the organism in Eukaryota, Metazoa, Arthropoda, Insecta, Diptera, Culicidae. Gene Ontology annotation, cellular component: nucleus.
AAGGUGAAAGUUUUUCUGUUGUCGUUGCAAGAAAAAGUUGUGUUUUGGUGAUUACAACUAUUUUUAGGAAUAAUUCAAACAUGAAUCAAAGCAGCAAAUCAGCAGCAAGAUGCCGACUGUGCCUUCGGUUGGUAGACUCACAGGAGCUGAUGGCAAUGCUUUACGAAGACCCGCCUGGUCCACUGCACAGUUUCGCACAGAAGUUGCUCUCCGAUGAGUUUGCAUUAAACAGUCCGCAAUUCUGUAGCGACUGUUUCUCUAUGUGGAACAUGAUGCAGGACUUUCUUAAUUCUUGCCUGCGGGCAAACGAAGUUCUGCGUUUGAGUAAGCAUGUUGCCCUUCGGAAGGCUUGGGUUGGCUGCGAUGACGAACAGCGUAUGUUUAUUGAAGUUUGCCGGGUAGUGAAGCGUCAUUUCAACGAAAUGGGGAAAUUGCUGUGCACUCUACAGCCCGAAACUUGGGUGCCAUCCAAACCUACGAUGAGUGUUCCGCAAUCGUCGCCUGAAAUCAACAAAACGCACCCUGCCGUGACGAAGCGCGAGAACGUAAGAACGUAUCGAAAAAAUAAUCCUGUGGUGGAUCCGGAUCGAAACGCUCCGGUUCCAGUGAUGCUAGAGAAAAUUGAACCUCUGGAAGUCAAAGAAGAGGCACCACUCGAUAUCGACGAUUCUUCGGCGUUUGUGUCGGAUGAACAGUCAAGUCUGCUCAUGCAUGUGAAUUACAAUCUUCAAGCUGAACCGGAGACAGAUUCGUGCGAUGUAGACACUACUGAACAUGCGAUUACGGUUGUUGAACCGGAAAUAGAUCAGAUUGAUUUGCUCGACAGUAGCAGCGGCGAAGACGAUGCGGUAGUAGAUCAGAAAGAAGGCGGUUCGCGGAAGAAAAAAACCGCGAUUCGCUUCGACGAAGAAAAGCUGAAAAACAUUUGUCAAGUUUGCGGAAUAAAAACCGACAAUAUGGCUGCCCACCUUGAGAUGCACAUCAGAAGACCAAGCGAAAAGAAGAAAAUGGGACCACGACAGGUUAAUACGGCACCAAAGAGUAGGGUGAAAAUCGUUAAAAAGGAACCGCGAGUUAUGCCCAUCACUAAAAAGAGUAGCUUACUGCAGCGAGCGGAACUACAGUCGGGAACGUUACAGUGUCAGGUUUGUGGUAUUGGCAUGUCCAAUCUACUGGUGGCGAGGAUCCACGCUCGUUCUCAUGCGUCUGGCAACCUGUAUAGUGUUAAAAAUCCCUCUAAGGAUUGGGUUUACGAAAAGUAAACUCGGAGGAAAAUAAACAUAGUUCUUAACAUAUUAGUAUUAAGCUUAUUUAGCGAAGGCUUUUUUUGAUUUUCUUUUUUUUUAUUUAUUCGAAUAUUUUCUGAAUAGUUAAAAUAUGGUUUAAGAAUAGUUGUAUGAAGUUUG